Molecule: messenger RNA, 1530 nt
Organism: Quercus robur (English oak)
Lineage: Eukaryota; Viridiplantae; Streptophyta; Magnoliopsida; Fagales; Fagaceae
Product: protein DJ-1 homolog D
Exons: 5
Coding region: 138-1319 (393 amino acids)
Source: RefSeq, a predicted model, not a curated record
UUAGAGAGAGAGAGAGAGAGAGAGAAUGAUUGUGAUAUAUAUAAAAAUCAGCUUCACUCAUCUGAAACUCUCAACUCUCAUCAACAACUCCUCAUUUCACAAAAAGGCUAAUCUAAAUUGUGUGAGUGCAAAUUACAAUGGCGAAUUCCAAUACCAAGGCUCAGAGAAGAGUUCUGCUACUAUGCGGUGACUACGUGGAAGAUUAUGAGGCAAUGGUUCCAUUUCAAGCAUUGCUGGCAUUUGGAGUGUCGGUUGAUGCCGUUUGCCCAGGCAAGAAAUCUGGUGAUAUUUGCCGCACUGCUAUUCAUCAGGCCUCUGCUCAUCAGACUUACUCUGAGUCGCGUGGUCACAAUUUCACACUCAAUGCAACAUUUGAUGAAAUUGAAUUUACAAAAUAUGAUGGCUUGGUGAUUUCCGGAGGACGGGCUCCAGAAUAUCUUGCUAUGAAUUCAGCUGUUUUAGACUUGGUCGGCAACUUUUCCAACUCUGGGAAACCAAUUGCCUCUAUCUGCCAUGGGCAAUUGAUCUUGGCAGCUGCAGGAUCAGUUAAAGGUCGGAAGUGCACUGCUUACCCUACCGUGGGACCUGUUCUUGUUGCUGCAGGUGCUCAUUGGGUAGAACCUGAAACCAUGUCAGCAUGUGUUGUUGAUGGCAAUGUCAUUACUGCAGCUACAUAUGAAGGGCAUCCCAAGUUCAUCCAGCAUUUUGUGAAGGCACUAGGAGGCACCAUAACUGGCUCAGAUAAGAGGAUAUUGUUUCUUUGUGGGGAUUACAUGGAAGAUUAUGAGGUAACUGUCCCUUUUCAGUCCCUUCAAGCCUUAGGAUGCCAUGUUGAUGCAGUUUGUCCAAAGAAGAAGGCUGGUGAUGCCUGCCCAACUGCUGUCCAUGAUUUUGAAGGUGACCAGACUUAUAGUGAGAAGCCAGGCCAUAAUUUCACUAUAACUGCUAGCUUUGAAGGUUUAAACACCUCAAGUUAUGAUGGUCUUGUAAUCCCUGGAGGUCGAGCUCCAGAAUAUUUGGCAUUGAAUGAGUCAGUCAUUGCCUUGGUGAAGGAAUUUAUGGAGAUCAAGAAGCCAGUUGCAUCCAUCUGCCAUGGGCAGCAGAUUUUAUCUGCUGCUAACGUUCUUAAGGGGAGAAAAUGUACUGCAUAUCCAGCCGUGAAGCUUAAUGUGGUCCUGUCAGGCGCUACAUGGUUGGAACCUGAUCCAAUAGAUCGUUGCUUCACUGAUGGAAAUCUAGUAACUGGAGCUGCAUGGCCAGGGCAUCCAGAGUUCAUUUCCCAGUUCAUGGCGUUGCUUGGUGUGCAAGUAUCAUUCUAGUCUAUUGGCUUAAUUUACUUAUUAUUCCAACAUAAAUAAAGAAUAUUGUUCAGGUUAUCACUUGUCACUGUGCCAUCCCAUCCGCUUUGCCUGCAUGAUGAAAUGUUUCUAAAUAACAAUUAAUAUGUAUGUUUUAGUUAAUACGACUUUAUGGUAUUUGCGAGAGGACGAUGUACAUUCUAAUUUCUAAGUCUCUUCCUGUUCCUGUUCC